GCUGGGGCGCGCGGGCGCGCGGGGCCGGGGAGGGAUCCGAGGCUGUGGGGAUGGAGAGGGGCGGAGUGAAAAGGGAGGAGAGGACUUGGAGGAAAGACAAGGAUCCGGGGAAAGAAAAAGCGAAGGAGCGGAGUAAGAGGAAGGGGGAGGAAGAGAGGAAGGGACACCGGUCGGAGACGGAGGCCGAGACGGAGAGGGAGGCCGAGACGGAGACGGAGGCCGAGACCGAGACGGAGACGGAGGCCGAGACGGAGACGGAGGCCGAGACCGAGAAGGAAGCAAGAGGAAAGCAAGGCCAGAGCGGCCCCACCGUGGCGGGGAGCCCGCCGCCGCUGCGGGAGAAAAACAAGCAGAUCCUGGUACUGGGCCUGGAUGGAGCGGGGAAAACCAGUGUCCUCCACUCUCUGGCUUCAAACAGGAUCCAGCACAGCAGGGCACCCACUGAGGGCUUCAAUGAAGUCUGCAUCAACACGGAGGACAGCCAAAUGCAGUUCCUGGAGAUUGGCGGCAGCGAGCCUUUCCGUUCCCACUGGGAAGCGUACCUGCCCAGGGGAUUGCUGCUGAUCUUCGUGGUGGACUCAGCAGAUCACGAACGGCUACCGGAAGCCAAGAAAUACCUUCACCAGCUCAUCGAAGCAAACCCGAUUCUCCCUCUGGUAGUGUUUGCAAACAAGCAGGAUCUCGAGGAGGCCUAUCACAUCACAGACAUCCACGAGGCCUUGGCACUCUCCGAGGUGGGGAACGACAGAAAGCUGUUCUUGUUUGGGACCCAGGUGACAGAGGACGGCUCAGAGAUACCCUCCAGCAUGCAGGACGCCAAAGACCUGAUUGCCCAGCUGGCUGCAGACGCUCAGUGACCGGCCCCGAGCCUUGUGUCACCCCAGAGUGUUGAGAGUGGCAGGCUCAGAGCCAGAGGUUUCCACUGUGAAAUAAAACAUGAGCCUUUUCCUGGUUUCUCAGUGCAUGGCAUAUGCACCGAGAUUAACGUUAACUUAUUGAAAGCUUCCCUUUAUUUAAAUUUUGAACAUUAGUAUUUAUAAAACGAUGUAUUUUGCAGGGGAGGGGGAAUAGGAUUUUUUUUUUUCUUUUUUUUGACAGGCAGAGUGGACAGUGAGAGAGAGACAGAGAGAAAGGUCUUCCUUUUGCCGUUGGUUCACCCUCCAAUGGCCGCCGCGGUAGCGUGCUGCGGCCGGCGCACCGCGCUGUUCCGAUGGCAGGAGCCAGGUGCUUCUCCUGGUCUCCCAUGGGGUGCAGGGCCCAAGUACCUGGGCCAUCCUCCACUGCACUCCCUGGCCACAGCAGAGAGCUGGCCUGGAAGAGGGGCAACCGGGACAGGAUCGGUGCCCCGACUGGGACUAGAACCCAGUGUGCCGGUGCCGCAAGGCGGAGGAUUAGCCUGUUGAGCCGCGGCGCCGGGAUUUUUAAUCAACAAGAGUGAAAUGAACAUUAUCAAGCCUUCAUCCCAUUGGUGGUUUUUAAUCAAUGACGUGAAAUUCAUAUGAAAAUAUUUUAAUAAACGUUCUCUUUCAAGUAAAAAUCUAAUGGAUCCUUUC
Lepus europaeus (European hare) is the source of this 1553-nucleotide messenger RNA. It is a transcript of the gene ARL9, whose product is annotated as ADP ribosylation factor like GTPase 9. The record is from RefSeq and is a predicted model, not a curated record. The transcript has 4 exons. NCBI's taxonomy places the organism in Eukaryota, Metazoa, Chordata, Mammalia, Lagomorpha, Leporidae. Gene Ontology annotation, molecular function: GTP binding; GTPase activity. The coding region runs from base 51 to 857 and encodes 268 amino acids.